Messenger RNA from Drosophila bipectinata, 1362 nucleotides. RefSeq names its product Odorant receptor 83a (gene Or83a). The record is from RefSeq and is a predicted model, not a curated record. Gene Ontology annotation, biological process: detection of chemical stimulus involved in sensory perception of smell; sensory perception of smell. Gene Ontology annotation, molecular function: olfactory receptor activity; odorant binding. Gene Ontology annotation, cellular component: plasma membrane. Lineage: Eukaryota; Metazoa; Arthropoda; Insecta; Diptera; Drosophilidae.
AUGAAGGAAGAAACAGAAAAUAAUCUUUUUAAACGACAGGAUCUGUUUGUAUUUGUCCGCCAGACUAUGUGCAUUGCGGCCAUGUACCCGUUUGGAUAUUACUUCAAUUUUUCUGGAAUAUUUUCAGGGCUGAUAAGAGUCCUGGAUGUACUGUACGAGCUUUUCAACUACUUUGUGUCUGUGCAUAUAGCUGCUUUGUUCAUGUGCACUAUAUAUCUAAACUACGGAAAAGGAGACCUCGACUUCUUUGUAAACUGUUUGAUUCAGACCAUCAUUUAUUCGUGGAUGAUAGCCAUGAAACUAUACUUUCGACGCUUUAGACCUGCAUUGCUAGACGAAAUUAUGAAAUAUAUCAAUGAAAAAUAUGAACCAAGAUCGGCCAUUGGAUUUAGUUAUGUGACUAUGGACGGAUCUUAUAGGAUGUCUAGGUUGUGGAUUAAAACCUAUGUGUAUUGCUGCUACAUUGGUACUAUCUUUUGGUUAGCACUGCCUAUAGCUUACAGGGAUAAGAGCCUGCCCCUGGCUUGUUGGUAUCCUUUCGAUUAUACGGAACCUGGGGUUUAUGAGGUAGUAUUCCUUCUACAGGCUGUGGGCCAGAUUCAGGUAGCGGCUACCUUUGCAUCAUCAAGUGGCUUGCACAUGAUAUUUUGUAUCCUAAUGUCAGGACAAUACGACGUCCUUUUCUGCAGCUUGAAGAAUGUUUUGGCCACCAGUUACGUGAGAAUGGGAGUCAGUCUGUCAGAAAUGAGACAAUUCGAAGCUGAGCAAUCGGUUUCCGAUGCCGAACCAAGUCAGUACACCUUCUCUUUGGAGCUACAGAGUCCCCUCGAGCAGCUUUUACAAGAGAAUCCGAAAUCUGAUGACUCUCCAGAUUUUUCCAGGGCUUUCCGGGAUAGCUUUAUACGAUGCGUUUACCAUCAUCGGUACAUUAUAUCCGUACUAAAGAAAAUGGAGCAAUUCUACAGCCCGAUUUGGUUUUUGAAAAUCGGCGAGGUAACUUUUCUCAUGUGUCUGGUGGCCUUUGUUUCGACAAAGAGUACCACCGCGAAUUCCUUUAUGCGAAUGGUUUCUUUGGGCCAGUAUUUGAUCCUUGUGCUUUACGAGCUGUUUGUCAUUUGCUACUUUGCGGAAAUUGUCUACCAGAAUAGUCAACGAUGUGGCGAGGCCCUCUGGAGGAGUCCCUGGCAGAGGCACUCGCGGGAGGUGCGAAGUUAUUACAUGUUCUUUAUGUUGAACUCCCGUAAACAAUUCCAGUUGACCGCUGGAAAAAUAACUAACCUAAAUUUGGAACGUUUUCGAGGGACCAUCACUACAGCCUUCUCUUUUCUAACAUUACUGCAAAAGAUGGACGCACGAGGCUAA